This is a messenger RNA of Vespa crabro (European hornet), 1962 nucleotides long. Its product is annotated as cholinesterase 2-like. The transcript is spliced from 11 exons. Lineage: Eukaryota; Metazoa; Arthropoda; Insecta; Hymenoptera; Vespidae. The record is from RefSeq and is a predicted model, not a curated record. The coding region runs from base 68 to 1762 and encodes 564 amino acids.
ACACCAGUCGUAGUCAAACGUAAACUACAUUGCUUUAUAUACGGUAAUUUAUGAAAAGGAAUAUUAGAUGUGGACAUGCUUUUUGGGAACAAUGAUAAAGUUCAUUUUAUCCUUGCUCUUCAUUUUUUUUCUCCAAGUUUAUUUAUUUAGUUGGUGUUUCGUCGCUGAAUACUCACCAGUUAUACAAACUACUAAAGGACCGGUGAAGGGUCUCGUUUUGAAGACCAUCAGAGAAUCUAAGAAAUAUCAUUCCUACAGAGGUAUCCCUUACGGCGAACCACCAAUUGGACAUCUUCGAUUUAGACCACCUGUCGAGGUAGAUCCAUGGACCAAAGUGUUCGAUGCCACAAAGGAUGGUCCCAUUUGUCCACAAAUGCAUAAUAACAAAUUCAUCGGCCAAGAGGAUUGUCUAAAUCUCAAUGUCUAUACGCCGCAGCUUCCUAAAGAUGGGAAAGACACUAAUCUCAAAGCUGUUAUGUAUUGGAUUUUUGGGGGAGGAUUCCUUUCCGGGGCAGCUUCGAAAUUUAAUUACUCUCCUGAUUAUCUGAUUGAAGAGGACAUAAUAGUCGUCACUGUUAAUUACCGGUUGGGUGCUCUUGGAUUUUUAGCAUUGCAACAUCAAAAUGCAACUGGUAAUGCAGGCUUAAAAGACCAAAAUCUUGGUCUAAGAUGGGUUCACGACAACAUAGCAAAAUUUGGUGGUGAUCCAAACAAAGUGACGAUAGUUGGUGGAAGUGCUGGUAGCGUUAGUGUAGAUUUUCAUAUUCUCUCAGAGAAAUCGAAAGGUUUAUUCCGUAGUUCAAUUGCAAUGAGUGGGGUGUCAUUAGCUUACUAUGCAUUCAGUAUACCAGAAGAUGCAAUAAAAACAGCUUACGAAUUCGCUAAGAAACUUGGUUCCACAGCAAUGAACGUUGAUGAGUUACUUGAAUUUUAUUACAAAGUCGAUGUCGAAAAUUUGACUAGAACAAUUUCAAACAUAACGAGAAUAAAUAUUCCCUUGAAACCAACUCUGGAAAAUCCAAAUAAUGGUCCAGAUUGGUUCUUAACCGAAUGUUCGUUAAAGAAAUCCAUAUCUGGAAAUUAUAAUCACGGAUCUCACAUGCUAGGCUAUGCCAAAGACGAAAUAAUUUCAUUCCUUGAUACAAUGGAUGGUAUUCUCGAUUGUGUGAAGUUUUCUUGGACAUACGCUUUACAACUUGGAAUAACAAAAAUCGACAUGCCAAAUAUAGAGUAUGGUAUAACGAAUGUCAGCUUACAUCAAAUUAUAAAGACUGCUACGGAAGUUUUGUUUAUAUCUCCUAUAGAUUACAAGGAAAAAUUAAUGGCAAAAUUCGACGAUCCCAUUUAUUAUUAUCGAUAUGAUUUCAUUUAUAACAAAUCGCUUCACAAAAUUCUACUUGGCAUUGAUAUUGAUGGUGCUGCACAUGGUGACGAUUUGGAAAUGAUAUUUUAUUCAGAUUUAUUCCAAGUAAAUCCCAAUGCAAAGAACAGGAUGACGCUGUUACAAAAAAGGAUGACACGUUUAUGGGCGAAUUUUAUUAAAUACGGAAAUCCAACUCCAAAUGGUACCAACGAUACUUUAUUAAACGUUGUUUGGCCAGAUUCGAGAGAAUCUGGUAAAAUGUUAUGGUUAAACGAUGAUUUGGAAAUACAUGAUCGAUACAAGAGUCAAGACAUCACAAUGAUUGAAACUGGGUUACAAUUAAACGGUGGACCAAGAGACGGAUGUAAUAACAAAUGGAAAAAUAACAUACAAGAUUAAUUAUUGUUCACUUGAGUUAAAUAAUUUCUCAAAUUAUUAACUUAAUUCAGGUUUAAUUAUUAAUAUGGUAUCGUUAUAAGUGGAAUUUAACUAUUAAGUGAUCUAACAAUCAAUUAUAAAUUCGGCCAUUUAUUACUUAAUAUCUAUGCGAUUACCUCUUAAGUACACAUUUUGUAUUCAUUGAAACCGAUAAUGGAUUA